Messenger RNA from Osmerus eperlanus (European smelt), 3694 nucleotides. Its product is annotated as forkhead box protein K2-like. The transcript has 10 exons. Bases 205 to 2088 code for a protein of 627 amino acids. Gene Ontology annotation, molecular function: DNA-binding transcription factor activity, RNA polymerase II-specific; protein binding; RNA polymerase II cis-regulatory region sequence-specific DNA binding. Lineage: Eukaryota; Metazoa; Chordata; Actinopteri; Osmeriformes; Osmeridae. The record is from RefSeq and is a predicted model, not a curated record. Gene Ontology annotation, biological process: regulation of transcription by RNA polymerase II.
CCUUUCCCUACCCUUUCUCUCGGCGGUGGGUCGGAGCCGCUCUCCCCGGUAAAACACGUUCCCCUCUAAAUUUGUAUUUUUCUUUGGAUGUCCCUUUCAUAGAUUCGGCUAAUUGAGACACAAUAGAAAAGUCCUGCACGGCCGUUCAUAUACCGGUCUUUAGUAACCAAAAAUUUGGCAUUAAUCCCCUUUUUAUUCUUUAACAUGGCGAUGGUAAGCGGGUCGUCUGGGCCGGUUGCCCGGCUUGAGGGCCGAGAAUUUGAGUACUUGAUGAAAAAGCGAUCGGCGACUAUCGGGCGGAACUCGUCUCAAGGUUCCGUAGAUGUAAGCAUGGGUCAUUCCAGUUUCAUUUCUAGAAGGCAUCUCGAGAUAUUCACUGUCACCGACGAUGGCUCCGGUGGAGGGGACUUCUAUUUGCGGUGUCUCGGUAAAAACGGGGUGUUCGUGGAUGGGGUUUUCCUCAGACGGGGGGCGCCACCUCUGCAACUUCCAAGAAUGUGCACGUUUCGUUUCCCCAGCACCAACAUCAAGAUCACCUUCACGGCGUUGUCCAAUGGGAAGCGAGUGAGGCGCGAGGCUCCCGAGUCUCCGGUGAAGCCUGUGCAGCCGCACAUCGCCCCACUCACCAUCAACAUCCCCGACAACAUCGCCCACCUGAUCAGCCCUCUGCCGUCGCCCACAGGCACCAUCAGUGCCGCUAACUCCUGCCCCUCCAGCCCCCGUGGGGCGGGCUCCUCUGGGUACAGGAUGGGGGGCCGGAUGGUGAGCUCUGCAGAGCUGCAGCUCAUAGCCGACAACUCUCAGUCUGAGAACGACAAGGAUGCCUCAGGAGGGGACAGCCCUAAGGACGACUCAAAGCCCCCCUACUCGUACGCCCAGCUCAUCGUCCAGGCCAUCACCAUGGCGCCCGACAAACAGCUGACCCUCAAUGGCAUCUACACACACAUCACCAAGAACUACCCUUACUACCGCACUGCAGACAAGGGCUGGCAGAACUCCAUCCGCCACAACUUGUCACUGAACCGCUACUUCAUCAAGGUGGCGCGCUCCCAGGAGGAGCCUGGGAAAGGUAGUUUCUGGAGGAUCGACCCAUCGUCCGAGGGCAAGUUGAUGGAGCAGGCCUUCAGGAAGCGCAGGCCCCGGGGGGUCCCCUGCUUCAGGACACCCCUAGGGCCCCUCUCCUCCAGGAGUGCCCCUGCCUCUCCUAGUCAUACUGGAGUUCUCUCCGCCCACUCCAGUGGCGUGCAGACCCCUGACAGCCUAUCACGAGAGGGCUCCCCGGUUCCCAUGGAGCCAGAGCCCGCCCCUGCCCCGCCCCCUUCCUCAGUGGUCCAGCCCAAACUAGCCGUCAUUCAGGAAGCACGCUUCGCACAGAACUCACCAGGAGGCCAGCCGGUUCUGAUUGCCGUCCAGCGCCAGCUCUCCCAGAGCGCGGUGAAGCCGGUCACCUACACCGUGACCUCUCCCGUGACCUCGUCCACCUCCGCCCCCGCCGUGAUGCAGGCCCUCACCGUGCUGCAGCAGAUCCCCGUCACCGGCAUGGCAACCGCCAUCGCCACCGGCAACACCUACACCGUCACCUCGGCCAACCCCGGGGCUGUGAUGGUGACCUCCGACCCCCAGGAGAACGGAGCUCACUCAGAGGUUAAAGUUAAAGUAGAACCUGUUCCGACCAUCAGCCAUGCCUCUAUAGGCGGAGCAAGUUGCAUCAUCCAGACCACCAGCCAAUCAGAGAUACCCUUACAGACGGUUACCAUAGUGCAGCAAGCCCCAUUGGGCCAGCACCAGCUGCCGGUCAAGACUAUCACCCAGAACGGGACACACAGCAGCUGUGCUACCUCAGCCCUGCAGACCAACACAGUUUCCAGCCCGCUCCACCUGUUAGCGGCCCACGCCUCCAUCUCCGCCUCCCUCCCCACCAAGCGCCAGCAGAACGGGGCCCCGCUGGCCACGGUGGCCCCCAGCGCCAAGCGCCUCAAAACGGAAGAGGCCGGGGGCGAGGGUGGCCCUCCCGCGCCCCCCCUGGGCCCCCCGCACCCCGCCACGGCAGACAGCACAGACACAUCCGUGACCAGCGACCUCAACUAGGCCCCACCCCACACACACACACACACACACACAGCAUUGCUGUCUUCUGUUCCUUCCUCCUUAUCCCUCUCCCUCCCCAACCCCAUGGACUCUCUCCCUCCCAUCUAUGCCUAAGGUGCCAAACACACGAAGCACAUCGCUGGUUAAAGGGCCACUUGGAUUGUAACUGCUAGUCAUAGAACAUGUGACCGUCUGAGGAACAGCUGAGGAGAAGGAAAAGAGAGAGGGGGAGCUAAGAGGCCGAAGAGACUAAUUGAAAGUGUCCCCCCCUAACUGUGACAUCACCACUGAGGAGGAGAAGGAGUCUGAACCCAAGAACACAGGAAGCCUUAACAACAACUAACCUUAUAAGGAGAAGAGGAACUAUGAGGCUGGGCAGGAGGUUGCAGUUGGCUCCACCCCUCUGGCUCGCUCCUCGGCGUGGGGCUGGGGGAAGGGGGGCUGCUAACCUGUUAAACCUGAGCUACAUAAGUUACCAAGUAUUACGCGAACCCCUGGUGUGUCAGUAAAAAUGAAACUUUCCAGGAGGAGGGGGGGAGGACGGGGCAAGAGGGACUAACUGAUGCUCAGGAGGAGGGGGGGAGGACGGGGCAAGAGGGACUAACUGAUGCUCAGGCAGCUAGCCUUCCUUUCCAAGCCCCCCCCCCCCCCCACCCGCCCGUAUCACCCACCCCACACCCCCUCCUCCACACCCCAUAUUCUCCACUCUGACCAUCACCCCCAGACCUGAAUACUGAUCAACCCACCCCCCCAAACUGCCCCCCCCCCUGUCUGAGACAGAUCCACACUGUUUGUGAGUGGAGACUAGGACCCAUUCCUGUGUGGCUGUGUCCUCUCUAGAUGGUUCAUAAUAAUAAUAAGUUAAGUAAAGGAGCCCUUACGAGGAAGACUGGAGUCGGUGACAUUUAAAAAAAUACAAACAAAAAAAAAACACUCCACCAUAAAUUUAGUAACUCACUUUUUUUUGUGUUUUUUUUGUUUUUUUAUAUGUGGACUUCCUCUUCCUUGCGUGUCAGGUGACACCUUUUCUGUUUUUAUAAAACCCGUCAGUGGAGUGUUUGGUUAGAUUUUUUUAUUUUUUUUCUGUUGAAAUCCUCGUUCUGUCAAAUCUGUAUGAAAUGUCUUUGUUUAUACCUACAUAUUUUAGUACUUGCACAGAUAUUAAUAACCAAUAUGACAAUUAUAAGCAUAUGAAUCAUUUCCAUGUGUGGUUGUCCAGAGCUUGCAUGUACCAGACAACAGGAGAAUCUGGGUUUGUUGAUGGUAAAUGUACCCCUGACCCCUGCUUUACCCCUCUGACCAGACCCGCACUUGACUAAAUAUUCCUGUUUAGUUCUCUUUUGUCGUUUUCUUUUCCUCCCUCCUUCUCUUUCUCUCUAUUCCCUCCUUUUCCUCUCUCUCUCUCGCUCUCUCUCUUCCCCCCCCCCCCCCCCCCCCAGGCUGUGUUGACAUUGUGGCAUUGGUUAACCAUCUGUUCUUCCGCCUCCAAGGCCAGUCUGUCUCCAGAUUCUACAUGUUCCAGAACCAUAGAAGAAGAGAAGUGAUUGAUGUUUGUUCUGCUUUAGUGGAUAACAUGCUUUUUUAAAUAAAUUAAUUUAAACCCGUU